Molecule: messenger RNA, 1480 nt
Organism: Oryctolagus cuniculus (rabbit)
Lineage: Eukaryota; Metazoa; Chordata; Mammalia; Lagomorpha; Leporidae
Source: RefSeq, a predicted model, not a curated record
GAGCUGUCACUCUGCUAAGCCUGUAUCUUCUGUUCGGCUACGGGGCGUCUCUGCUGUGCAACCUUAUCGGAUUUGUGUACCCCGCAUAUGCUUCGAUCAAGGCCAUCGAAAGCCCCAGCAAAGACGACGACACUGCGUGGCUCACCUACUGGGUGGUGUACGCCCUGUUCGGUCUGCUCGAGUUCUUCAGCGAUCUACUCCUGUCCUGGUUCCCUUUCUACUACGUGGGCAAGUGCGGCUUCCUGUUGUUCUGCAUGAGCCCGGGGCCCUGGAACGGCGCCCUGCUGCUCUACCACCGGCUCGUGCGCCCGCUCUUCCUGAAGCACCACGCGGCCCUGGACAGCGCCGUGAGCAGCCUCAGCGGAAGAGCCCUGGACGCCGCGGCCGGCCUGGCCCGGGACGUUCUGCAGGCCCUGGCUCGGGGCCGGGCUCGCGUCACCGCUGCGGGGGCCGGACCCCCUGCCGCCCUGGAAGCCGAGCGUAGCCCAGCCAGGCCUGAGCCCGCAGCACCAGGACAAGUGAAGAAGCAGGCCAGCGCCCGCGCGGACCCCCCGGCCAGCCGCCAGGGCAGCGCCUCGGGGUCCCGGCUGUCCACCGGGGCCAACAAACAGAGCAGCUCGUCGGGCGCCCCGCUGUCCAGCGAGGCCAGCCACACGGGCAGCGCCUCGGGGCCCCAGCUGGACUCGGAGGCCGGCCAGCAGGGCAGCUCGUCGGACCCCGAGCUGUCCACGGACUCCACGGAGUCCAGCCAGGACAAGGCCCCCGAGCCCGCCCUCCCUCCCAGCUCCGGCAACUCCCAGCCCCGCUCCCCCGACACCCGCAGCUCCGGGUCCCGGGGCUACGUGGCCUCCGGCUCUGCCAGUGGUUCCCAGCUGCCCCACAAGGCCCAGGGGCAGCCGCGGGCACAGCCACGGGGACAGCCGCGGGGCCAGGCUCGGAGCCGAGGCAGCUCCUCCAGCCAGCGCCAGCUGCGCAAGCCCCGCUCCAUCGUGUCCACCAGGCCCCCUGGGGCCCAGCAGGGUCCCCAGCCGCGUCCCCCGCCGAGACCCCAGCCGCGACCCCCGCCGAGACCCCAGAGGCCGACCCAGCAGGGUCCCCAGCCGCUCCGCCAGCCACGUCCCCACCAGGGUCCCAGCGCCCCCUCCGGCCAGGCCCCGCCCCUCGUCCAGUCUCCCAGUGGCACCAGCAUCCCGGCACAGCCCCCCAGCCAAGCCCCCAGCCAAGCCGCCAGCAAGCCGGGGGCCCCGGCGCCCCGCAGCGGCGGCCGGCGGAGCCGGAAGUGGAGCAGCACGUCCGUGCCCGAGCUGAGCGCGCCCUGCUGCUCCGGCUCGUCCCUGGACGUCAGCUCCGAGUCGGCCACGCAGAUCAGCUGCACCUGGCCCCGCCACGGCCACGGGCUCUGCUGCCUGCGGCACUGCUGGCCCCUGGGCUGCCCGGCCUGCUAGGCGGGCGCAAUAAAGCCACGGCUGCCCUGAGCGUC